This is a messenger RNA of Linepithema humile (Argentine ant), 1355 nucleotides long. It is a transcript of the gene Alg13, whose product is annotated as Alg13 UDP-N-acetylglucosaminyltransferase subunit. The record is from RefSeq and is a predicted model, not a curated record. Gene Ontology annotation, biological process: dolichol-linked oligosaccharide biosynthetic process. NCBI's taxonomy places the organism in Eukaryota, Metazoa, Arthropoda, Insecta, Hymenoptera, Formicidae. Gene Ontology annotation, molecular function: hexosyltransferase activity.
CGAUCCAUGAUUGUGUGAUUUCGCAUUUGUCACAAUUUAAUCUCAUUAAAUUUUUUAAUUAUAUUAUGAGUGAAAUAUAAUACAAAAAGCGGACAGCCAACUUUAAGCUAGAUUAAUUUUAUUUUGCCUUUUAAAAUCAAAAUUAAUUUUCGAUACAGAGAAGAGAAUAGGUUAGUCUAGCCACGUUGAUGUAACCGGUUCUCUGCUGUAUCAUGUGCAUAUGCGAUAUUUUAAUGAAUUGAACAAAUAUCUGAAUAAAAAAUGUAAUGAAAACUAAUAAAUAUACCACCGUCUCCAUUCUUAAUGCGUGAAACGUUAUAAAUACAACACAAUGUCGGAUAAAAUGGUAUUUGUUACGGUUGGCACAACAAAAUUUGACAAUCUGAUAACUACAAUAUUAAGUCGCGCUGUUUUAAAGGCUCUAUCAGCGCGGAAUUACAAACAUCUAAUUUUGCAAAUUGGUAAUAGCAGUUUAGAGAUAGAUUGCACUGCACGUUGUGGUUUCAACAAAAUAGAAACCUUUAAAUUAAGUCCAUCCAUCGGAGAGUACAUACAAUCGGCAGAUCUUGUGAUAAGUCAUGCAGGUGCGGGAAGUGUGCUAGAGGCUUUGGAAAAACGUAAACAUCUAAUUGUAGUGAUAAAUGAUCUCCUCAUGGACAAUCAUCAAGUAGAACUAGCUGAGCAACUGUAUAAGGAUGAGCAUUUAUAUUACUGCACUUGUCAAAAUUUAUUACACAUCAUAGAAACAAUGGACUUGAUGAAAUUGAAGCCAUUUGUUAAUGAUAAAAGUGCAAACAUUGCUAAUUUUAUCGAUAAAGUAAUGGGAUUUAGGUGAGAAUGUUGAAGUAGUUUUGUCUCUGACAAAACAUGGAAAGAUAAUUAUACAAGUUACAAGUAGUUGUGGGAACAAGCAGAAAUAUUUAUAUAUAUAUUUAAAUUUUUAACAUGUUUACAGUAAGAAUACAUAUUCCAUAGAAUUUAAGUUCAUUACUGUAAUAUAUUAUGCUUGAUAUAAUUACAAUAGAAUAUUUAAAUAACCAUUCUUCAAAACUAUGUUUCCACAUUAUAGAAAAAUUUAUAACUUUGCAUCAGUUAAAACCGUGACAGAUCAAUGGCAGUUAACGUUUCGUUAGAUAAUUUAUAAAUUAUAAUUGUGGAUAUCUGUCACUGUCAACGCAACAGUUAAUUCUGUAAAAGUAUUAUAAAUGGCGUUUGCUGUUAAACAAAUUCAGUUCUUCAAAAAAAAAUAUCAAUUAUAUCUUCAUGUAUCAACUAUAAUCUUUAGCAAAUAAUAGCGCUGUUCUAUGGAGCGAUAAGAACAAUUGAUAUAUUAUUAAUAAAUGAAAUAAAUUCCA